Molecule: messenger RNA, 881 nt
Organism: Saccostrea cuccullata (small rock oyster)
Lineage: Eukaryota; Metazoa; Mollusca; Bivalvia; Ostreida; Ostreidae
Product: peptidoglycan-recognition protein SC2-like
Exons: 4
Coding region: 77-787 (236 amino acids)
Biological process (GO): peptidoglycan catabolic process
Molecular function (GO): zinc ion binding; N-acetylmuramoyl-L-alanine amidase activity
Source: RefSeq, a predicted model, not a curated record
AUAAACCAUGAACGUGUAUAUACUACUUAACACGUUCCUGAUCUAAUUUCAAGAUCGUGGACGCAGAAAGGGCAGCAUGCUGAUUGUUUUGAUUUGCACCAUAACACUGUUUGUUCCAGCUUUAGGAAGUGACGCACCUUGUCACAACAUCGGGGGUACCUGCCAGGAUGACCACCUUCAUUGUUCCGGAAGUUACCAUACCGGGUUGUGUUCCGGCGGAACGCAUCGACGAUGCUGUUCCCAUUCCUCGGCAGCAGGUACCGACAGUGGGAUGUGUUCUCAUGUCAAAGUUUACUCACGUGCCAGCUGGGGAGCCAGAGCCCCAAAGCACGUGACUACAAUGCACACUCCCGCCAGUCUCUUCUUCGUGCACCACACGGAAGGAAAUUUCUGUCACGAUUUUGCUUCCUGUGCAACACAGAUGCGCGGCAUCCAAAACUAUCAUAUGGACUCGAGAGGUUGGUCAGAUAUCGGCUACAGCUUCCUUGUGGGUGAAGAUGGCGCCGUGUAUGAGGGUCGAGGCUGGCAUCACGUGGGAGCACACACACAGGGUUACAACAGCCGAGGGUUCGCCGCCUCCGUCAUGGGAAGUUUUAUGCACCGAAAACCCAACGACGCUGCACUAAACGCUAUCAAGAAUCUGAUUCAGUGCGGGAUUGAUCACGGUUACAUCACUUCCGGUUAUAGUCUUUACGGACAUCGUGAUGUGGGAUCCACCGAUUGUCCAGGAGAUGCUCUGUACAGUGAAAUCAGGACGUGGCCACAUUACAGCACACACCAUCCUUAAACUUGGCAGACUCUUAAACUUAACCACCUGACUCCGAUAACUAUAAUAGAACAAGCCUUGCUAUCUUUUGUAAUAAAAAUCUAACUGCGUGCAA